Maniola jurtina (meadow brown) is the source of this 530-nucleotide messenger RNA. RefSeq names its product NADH dehydrogenase [ubiquinone] 1 alpha subcomplex subunit 6-like. The record is from RefSeq and is a predicted model, not a curated record. The transcript is spliced from 3 exons. The coding region runs from base 85 to 459 and encodes 124 amino acids. NCBI's taxonomy places the organism in Eukaryota, Metazoa, Arthropoda, Insecta, Lepidoptera, Nymphalidae. Gene Ontology annotation, biological process: response to oxidative stress.
UUAGUCUGUGUUUUGCUUUUAUUUUGUGAACUUUGUGAUCGUUCUAAGUUUCAUGAAGUGGAUUUUUAAAAUCUUAUUUUAAUAAUGUCGUAUAAACAAGCCAUACAAGUUGGCACCAAAACUGUAAGACCCGUGCUUUCCUUGACCCAGGCAGAUGCCAGAUCGAGAGUGCUAAGCCUUUACAAAGCAUGGUAUCGUCAAAUUCCCUACAUUGUUAAAGAUUAUGACAUCCCAAAAUCAGAAGCACAAUGCCGAGCAAAACUGAAAGAAAGUUUUCUGAAGAACAAGGAUGUUAAAGAUAUAAGAGUGAUUGAUAUUCUUGUUAUCAAGGGUCAGAUGGAACUGAAAGAAGCUGUAAAUAUUUGGAAGCAGAAAGGCCAUAUUAUGACAUAUUUUAAGCCGACUGAAGAGCCUAAACCUAAAGAUUUUCUAUCUAAAUUUUUCUCUGGUCAUGAAUAGUUUAACCAUUAUUAAGUUAAAAGUGAAACUGUACCUGUAGUGUUAUAAAACUAAGAAUUGAUUUAAUGUAA